Oreochromis aureus is the source of this 4917-nucleotide messenger RNA. It is a transcript of the gene epor, whose product is annotated as erythropoietin receptor. Lineage: Eukaryota; Metazoa; Chordata; Actinopteri; Cichliformes; Cichlidae. Gene Ontology annotation, molecular function: protein binding; cytokine receptor activity. Gene Ontology annotation, cellular component: external side of plasma membrane; membrane. The record is from RefSeq and is a predicted model, not a curated record. The transcript has 8 exons. Bases 210 to 1844 code for a protein of 544 amino acids. Gene Ontology annotation, biological process: hemopoiesis; positive regulation of cell population proliferation; cytokine-mediated signaling pathway.
ACUCAAGGAGAAAGUAAACAACUCGGCGUAUAAGCACCUUAUCGCUCACGAGCAGGCGCGUAAUAACCGCGCUGCGCUAUCCAUGGUAUCGAAAGACAAAACAAGCGAGAAGAGAGCUGCGGCAGAUGUGUUUGUGGCAGGUUGUUUACCGGUGAUGCAGGUGGACAAUAGAGGGCCGAGGUCGUUCUGUUCCCCGAGAAGGCAAAAGGAUGACAUGUGAGAUUCUGAGUAGACUGUUGGCACUUUGCGCAGUAGCCUGCGUCGCGCGAGCGGGUUCCACCCUCCAAGACGCACGAGAUUUCGAGGAGAAAGUGUCCAUUCUCCUGAAAGAAGAAUCAGAAACCCCCAAAUGCUUUGCUGAAGGGAGGAAGGACUUCACGUGCUUCUGGGAGGAAGAUGAGGAGAGAGCUGGCUCUGUGGAUCAGUAUUCCUUUACAUAUAGCUACCAAAAUGAAAACAGCAGCAGGUGCCCCCUCAGAGCCGUCCCUACAGCAGGUGGGAAAAUGCUGUUUGUCUGUCAUCUGAACCGAAUUCCGAUGUUUGUCCAAAUGGACAUCCAAGUUCAUCGGGAGGGAAUACUGAUACACAAUCGCAGCCUCCUCAUCGAACUCGUCUUUCUUCUGGACCCUCCUGCUAAUGUAACGGUGAGCAGCACGGGUCAGCAAGGCCAGCUGAAUGUCACCUGGGUGCCACCUCCUCUGAAGUAUAUGGAUGACAGCAUGAUGUAUGAGGUCUUCUAUUCUCUGGCUGACAGCCACAUCGGGAAGGUUGAAGUGGCCCGGGCACGUUCAGAAUAUAUUUUGAGAGGCCUGCAGUCCAGUAGAAAGUACAAGGUUCAAGUCCGUGUAAAACUGGAUGGAGUUAGCUACAAUGGCUACUGGAGUGCUUGGAGUGACCCAGUGUUCAUGGAAACUCUUCCUGCAGAAUUUGAUCCGCUCAUCAUCUCCCUGACGCUCAUCAUCUCUUUCAUCUUCAUUGUCCUGUGUCUUGCUAUGCUCCUGUCCCAUCAUAGGUUCCUUAUAAAGAAGAUUUGGCCAGCUAUUCCAACUCCUGACAGCAAAUUUCAGGGGCUUUUUACCAUUUAUGGUGGGAACUUUCAGGAGUGGUUAGGACAAACCAACGGAAGUUUGUGGUUGACGCCAGCUUUCAUCUACUCAGAAGAAUGCCCCUCUCCUCUGGAAGUACUCUCAGAACUGAGCCUAUGCCCCUCAAUGCCCUCCCCGCCUCUGCCACCCAAGGCCUCUAGAGCUUUGAGUGCAGUCAGGAAUGAAGGCAGGGAAUUGAGAAAUGGGCUUGAAGAGAGAGCACUGUUGGUCAGAGACAAUUUAGAUGGCGAGACAGAUGGGGAAAGAGCCGCACCGCACCACCACUUGUUAUUGGACCGCUUGCGGGCACUCCAUCAGCACCAGGUUCCCUGCUCGCAGUCUUCUCUGCUGGAGUCUCAAGACACCUACGUCACCCUCAGUGCCAACAACAACAGUGACGAUGAGCGCGUGGAUAGAAACCUCGAGGAAGCCUUGCCCCUUGAGGCUCCUUUUCCCUCUGGAAAUACAGCUUUGUGUGAAUCUCACUCUGACCUGGGAUCAGCGCCUCAAAGCUCUGGAUCAGGUUGCAUUUCUUCCCAGUCCAGUUUUGAGUACCCAAACCAUGCCUGGAUGGCCAAAGGCCCCGGGUAUACCUACAUGGCAGUGGCAGACUCUGGGGUCUCAAUGGACUAUAGCCCCAUGAGCAGAGUUGAUGAAAAUGGAAAAGUGCCUGUCUACACCAACGAGUACAAGAAUGCGAUCCCUGCUCACAGGAAACCCUUCUUGGUGAGGCAGUACCCUGUCCAUGAUGAUGGCUGAGAGGAAGCUAAACUGUUUUAAAACAGACCCUGUAAAGGGAAUUUGGAUAUUUACCCAAGGAAACAUGGCUUCCCAUCAACUGUUACGAAAGUAACUGGUGAGGUGACUGACACCACAGUGUAAGCUAAAGAACUCUGUACAGGACACUGAGGGAGUGAACUUCCUGAGUUUCUCCACCAUGAAGAAUUUUGUAAAACUUCACGUUAAGGCAUACAUAUUGACCAUUACCAGGUUUCUUAUUAGCAUGCAUACUGGUAGCAGACUGGUUCUUUAUUAGUCAUUAUAAAGCACUUUCUGAUGCUGCAGUCUGCACCAUAUACUACAAAAGGUAGUAAUUUGCCGUCUAAUUACUCCUUAUUUAUGGCAAAUAAGAAAGUAGUUAUUCAUGACUUACUGCCAAAAUAAUAGCAGUUUUCCUUUUAUAGCAUUUAAUGAAUAUGGGGUAUUAUUUUUGAAAGACCGCAGAAAAGUAAGUGUUAAUAGUGUUAAAAUAACCAAAAAUGUUUAUUUUUCUAAUUAAGCAUAUGGCCUUCAUUUUCAAGUCUGACAGUUUGACAUUGUUUACUCAUUCUGGUUCCUCAUUCUAAAGUUUCCUCAUCUUCACACUUAGCAAAUCCAUGAUAGCAAACAACUUCUGCAAUAAACAGAGUAAUUGGUCAGGCCUCGGUGGCACAGCCCUUGAGAUUGGCUGGCAAGCCCCUGGUAACCGCCAGUUGCUACAGAAAUGGUUGGUGAAUGUUAGGAGCCUUCCACACUGAAAAACCUGUAGGUUGACAAAGGUGCAAAGGAGCAAGAAGUACAAACUUGGCACAACUAACUCCAUUCUCCUUUAUUAAUGGAUAGCAUAUUUUUGUUAUCAUAUCAUGUUUAAGGCAUAGAAUAAAUGUACUGCUUUAACUUAAUUUUAUAAUUUUCAGCUGAUAGAGCUUUUAAAUUUCUCAGCAUGAGGUGCCAUUUAGCACCCUAAUUCACACAUCGAAAAAAGCUACACAGACAGACAGACUGUGCAGCGUAACAGACUUUUAGGUGAACUAAGCAGUAGGAGUUAGCCUCUAGCUUUUAUGUCUUCUUGUUAGAAGUAACGCGACUCUCACAUUUUUUAGCUUGUUGUAAGCUCAAUCUUCAAGUGUCUGCAAUCUUUGGUAAAUUAUAUCGUUACCGACAAUAAACUGUGAAAUAGCACCAAUUCAAUCAUCCAAUUGCCAGAAAACUGCUAUGAAAAUCAAAAACCUCUAUUUUGGCAAAGGUGUGUAAAUAUAUUGUGAUACCAAUGUACAGCGAAGCUAGCACUGUCACCGAGUGCUAAUGAAGGCUGUUUUUGCUAAUCUUAGCACUAGCAUGCUAACAUUUUUUUCAUUAAGCACCAACUACACCUGAGCCUAAUGGGGAUGUGAUGUGACUUGGUUAAAAAGUUGUUCAGAAUGAUUCAUUAAAUUUCACAGCAGCCACUUUGAUAUAAAAAGUACACAGGUGUACAUUCUCUUUUUAUGAUAAUGAUCGUAGUGUAUAGUAUGUAUAUAUGUCUGUAUCGCUUCCUUAAAGGGUGGGCCAAUCUGUAAAAACUGUGUAUAAACAUCGUCAUACAUAUAGCAGUUAUUAAUAUCUAUGUAUACUUUUGUUCAGCUCACCACUAAAUACAGAAUGAAGGCCUGGUCAAAACUCUGCCAGGGCAGGUUUCUGAUGAUCAUAUUAAUUAAGGCUUUGUGCAAGAACAAGCUUGUCAUCACAGCUGUUGUUACUUAAUUUUUCGUCAUCACAACUGCUGUGAAAAAGAAACUGUGAAACAGUUGUGAUAUUUUUCAGUCGGAUUACUCAGCAUCAAGUAUAUAUUACUCCAAAACUACAAAUAAACUUAGCUUGGCUAACAUUUGCUAAAACCUAUAAUGCUCUGUCUUUUUUAAAAUAAUUACGGCAAAUCUGGCAGCCAUCUGCAGCUAUGAAAAAGCGUGUCAUCAACUCUUUCAGUUGAUGGAACCUCCAUUGUAUUAUUGUAGGGUCUUUACCUCACAUUAUAAAGCGCCUUGAGGCCACUCUUGUUGUGAUUUGACGCUAUAAAAAUAAAAUUGAAUUGAACUCAGUUCUAAAGCUUUAAGUGACAGGUGUACUCAGUCUUUUCUUACUUCUCCUGCGUUUCGGCUUUGCUUUUGAUAAGUAAUAUAUAUUUUUAAUAUGUCAUUUGUAGUCGUUCAUUUGAGGUUUUUUAAAUUUCAACAACUUUUGGAUAUUUUGGAUCAAAUCCAAGUGUCAAAAUCACUGUACUUGUACAUAAUAAUACAGUUUUUGUUUUCUGUUUUUAUCACAAUUGUUUGACAGAAUGAUUAAUCUGUAAAUUGCUGCCAUUUCCAAGAAAACCUUGGAUCUUGAAGUAAAAGAAAUCUAGUAACCACUACUAAUACAGGGUGUGUGGGGACAUUUUAAGCCAAUAUCUAUUUUCAGCAAUCACUCCAAAAGAAUGAUUUCCAUACUUUUACACAUCCUUGUUUGCUUGUGUUGUUCAAAAACAUCUAGCAACUAAAAUUGCAGUUACUCUAAAACCACAAUUCUGAACACUGUUGAAUUAUUUUAGUCCAGCAAAGUGUGAUAUGGCAGGAAAAAAAAAUUUAUAGGGCAAAAACUGACAACUCGCUAGCUUUCACAGUUAGUUUGCGAGAGCUUUUCUAUAAUAAAGUUGUCUUUUCCCCACAAACAGGAUCUAGCUCUUUACGAGGGGGAACUCCCCAAUGUGUAUUUCUUUAUGCUUAAAUAUACAUAAUAAGAGAAACUUUUUCAUUUUGUAAUGUAUUUCAAUCUGAUAUCAGCUACUGAAGUCUCAAGUUUCACAAAUUAUGAUAAAAGACAGACAAACAGAAAAGCAUUACACUGUGUGUUUAUUGGAAUUUACGAUGUGUUUUAGAGACUUUUUGCUCUGUGUCAUUUUGUCUUGUUAUUAAGGCACUCUCAGCCAAAAAUGUUGGAAAACCACUGUUUAGUUUAAGACAAUCACAUUCCUUAAAUGUCUAUGUAAAGACUGUUAAUGUGUUUGAUUAACCUUCAUGUCAUUUAAAAUUCAAACUCAUUAAAUAUUGUACUGCUA